Messenger RNA from Daphnia pulex (common water flea), 669 nucleotides. Its product is annotated as glutamate receptor ionotropic, delta-1-like. Lineage: Eukaryota; Metazoa; Arthropoda; Branchiopoda; Diplostraca; Daphniidae. The record is from RefSeq and is a predicted model, not a curated record. Bases 1 to 669 code for a protein of 222 amino acids. The transcript has 6 exons.
AUGUCUAGACUUCUGCGAGGAAAUCAAUUACAGAUUGCUAUCACCACGUUUAUGUUGUUUUAUCCUUUAUCUUCAAAUUCGAUUAUCCGGAAUGGACUGAGCGGAGCAUACUUUCGAGUGUCCGCUCAUCAUUUCCCUCCUUAUCAACUUUUGAUUUAUGGAGCUAAUGGAACCUUUCGUUAUGUUGGAAGCACUCCCAAUAUAAUCUACUGGAUGGCAGAAAAAUUUAAUUUUACGUAUGAUUUAUUCCCGGUAAACAACACCGAGAUUGCUAAAUUGGGAACCGUUCUAGCAGGUCUAAAUCAAAUCAUCAAUAAAGAAGUCGAUAUUUCCACUCUCUGCUUUCUUCCCACAUUGGAAAGAACUCAGUAUAUGGAAUUUUCAUAUCCGGUAGCAAUCGAAUCCUAUAAAUUUAUGGUCCCUAAACCAGAUGAGGAAAGCCGACUCUGGGGUCCGAUCAGACCUUUUCAGUAUUCGGUUUGGGGUUGCAUACUAUUGAGUAUCGUGUUUGUACUGGCGGCUUUCUCAUAUUUGUCUUGGUGCUACUCUCAUUGGCCUAAUUUACCAAAUAAUGAAUUUUAUGGUGCAAAGAAGAACAUGUUUACCAUCUUCGGUAGUUACGCGAUGUACAUUGCUUCUGUCUGUACAAAUCAAGGUAUUCAUUGCUGA